Messenger RNA from Geodia barretti, 1260 nucleotides. The record is from the annotation of a GenBank genome assembly. Lineage: Eukaryota; Metazoa; Porifera; Demospongiae; Tetractinellida; Geodiidae.
AUGGACCGCGGGCGCAACUGGGUUAAAGUAACGGUCGUUGACGACGACACCGGCAGGCCGGUGCCGUGCCGGAUCCACUUCAGGUCUCCGGAAGGGAUUCCAUAUCAGCCGCACGGACAUCACAAUCAGGUGAAUUCCAACCUCGACACUUGGCACAUAGAUAUCGGCGGCGACGUGCGCAUGGGUCAGAUCACCUACGCCUACAUUGACGGUCGGUGCGAAGGCUGGCUGCCACGAGGCGAUGUGAUCGUGGAUGUGGCGCGCGGGUUCGAGUACGAGCCGCUGCGGACGAAAGUGCGAAUCGAGCCGGGGCAGCAAAGGCUGGAGCUCCGUAUAAAGCGCUGGAUAGACAUGAACGCACGACGCUGGUUCAGCGGCGACUCACAUGUUCACUUCCUGUCGACGGAUGGGGCGCACUUGGAAUCUAGCGGCGAAGACCUCAAUGUGGUCAACUUGCUCCAGUCCCAAUGGGGCAGCCUCUUCACUAACACAGAGGACUUCACGGGCAGGGCUAGUGUCGUGCAGAACGGCAGCAACAUCGUUUAUGUGUCGCAGGAAAAUCGUCAGCACUUCAUGGGACACAUGAUCCUAUGGGGCUUGAAGGAGCCAGUGAUGCCGUGGUGUUCGGACGGCCCGGGUGAGGCGGAGAUCGGCGGGCAUAUGGAGACGACGCUUGCCCACUGGGCGGAUGAGGCGCACGCUCAGGGCGCAUGGGUCAUCAACCCGCAUUUUCCGAACCCGAACGGUGAGCCGGCUGCGUUGGUUGCCACCGGACGGCUCGACGGCGUGGAAAUGCUCCGACAGACCCGUCCGAACCACAUGGAAUACUACCGCUACCUGAAUUGCGGCUAUCGCCUGCCGCUGGUCGGAGGCACCGACAAGAUGAGCAGCGACGUGCCGGUUGGCCUUUACCGCACUUAUGCGCUGCUCCCUGAUGACCAGGAGUUCACAUACGAGAACUGGUGCCGCUCUGUCGCGUCAGGUCGGACAUUCCUGAGCGGGGGACCGAUUAUCCAUCUAUCGGUGGAUGGCAAGGAUGUCGGCGAUACGCUGGCAAUGUCCGGGCCCGGGAGCGUCGAGGUUGAGGCGUGGGCGGAGAGUGUCCUGCCUGUCUUCUCACUUGAGAUAGUCCAGAGAUGGUCGAGUCGUGGCACGCGCCGACAAUCGCAACGGCGCUCGGCGGCUCGAACUGAAGGAGAAGAUCAGGAUCGACGGUCACUCCUGGAUUGCGGCUCGGACUGGUGCAUUCGACUACUUUGA